Messenger RNA from Marmota flaviventris (yellow-bellied marmot), 2843 nucleotides. RefSeq names its product lamin B2 (gene Lmnb2). Gene Ontology annotation, cellular component: nuclear lamina; nuclear envelope. Gene Ontology annotation, biological process: nuclear migration; protein localization to nuclear envelope; nuclear envelope organization. The record is from RefSeq and is a predicted model, not a curated record. Gene Ontology annotation, molecular function: structural constituent of cytoskeleton. Lineage: Eukaryota; Metazoa; Chordata; Mammalia; Rodentia; Sciuridae.
GACCAGGAGGCCUGAGACUCCACUCUCCAGAUAGACAUGCACCCCAAGGGCGCACCCGGGACCCCACCCAGGUCAUCCCGGGCCCCCUCAGCCUCAACCUGCCUCCAGGUCACCCAGGUCACCCCUUCCUCGGCCUCACCCCGCCUCCAGGUCACCCAAGUCACCCAGUUGGGGUGAGAACACUGAUGGGGGAAGGGACUCAUGACCCAUUGUGUCCCCUCUGAACCUUCUAGCACGGUCUCACGUGAGCUUUGGGGGACCCCCCACGUCCAGACCUUAACAGGGCCCAUGUCCCCCCGUGUGGAGGGACACAGGCCCCACAAAGCAGCCAGAGUGGCUUUGUGGCCAGGUACUUCUGGAGAAGAGGCAGUGUGGUGUCAGACCAGUGGUGCCGAGCUCGGGCAGUGGGACCCAGGACCAGGUUUGGGGACGCUGGUGGCUUUCAUGGUUGGGGAGUUACUGGCAUGGAGUGGACGAAGGCCAGGGACACUGCUCAGCACCCUGCAGUGCCCAGGACGGCACCUCAGAGAAUGACCUGGGCCCUUGUCCACAGUGCCCAGGGGAGACCCUUGCUCAUGUGUUCCCCCAAUUCUUGGAUUUUGGAAGCUGAGAAUGUGAAAAAUGUAUGUGACGUGGCCAUGACUGCUGCCCAGGGGCUCGAGUAUCCAGAGGUGGUUGGUCCUCGCUGUCCCAGGAGGCCGGCUGAGGCCUGUUUUCCUGUGGGUCAGGUUCCCUCUGGGCAUGUGGUGCUCCGGGCAUAGGUGAGCGGCAUUAAGGCGCUGUACGAGUCGGAGCUGGCGGACGCCCGCAGGGCCCUGGACGAGACUGCCCGGGAGCGUGCCCGGCUGCAGAUCGAGAUGGGCAAGCUGAGCGCAGAGCUGGAAGAGGUGCACAAGAGUGCCAGCAAGAGGGAAGGCGAGCUCUCCGUGGCCCAGGGCCGCGUGAAGGACCUGGAGUCCCUGUUCCACCGGAGCGAGGUGGAGCUGGCCGCCGCCCUCAGUGACAAGCGCAGCCUGGAGAGCGACGCGGCCGAGCUCCGGGCCCAGCUGGCCAAGGCCGAGGACGGUCAUGCCGUGGCUAAAAAGCAGCUGGAGAAGGAGACGCUGAUGCGCGUGGACCUGGAGAACCGCUGCCAGAGCCUGCAGGAGGAGCUCGACUUCCAGAAGAGCGUGUUCGAGGAGGAGGUGCGGGAGACGCGCCGGCGGCACGAGCGGCGGCUGGUGGAGGUGGACAGCGGCCGGCAGCAGGAAUACGAUGUGCGCCUGGCGCAGGCCCUGGAGGAGCUGCGCAGCCAGCAGGACGAGCACGUGCGGCUCUACCGCCUGGAGUUGGAGCAGACCUACCAGGCCAAGCUGGACCACGCCAAGCUGAGCUCCGACCAGAAUGACAAGGCGGCCAGCGCUGCCCGUGAGGAGCUGAAGGAGGCCCGCAUGCGGGUCGAGUCCCUCAGCUACCAGCUCUCCAGCCUCCAGAAGCAGGCCAGUGCUGCUGAGGACCGCAUCCGAGAGCUGGAAGGGGCCAUGACUGGGGAGCGGGAGAAGUUCCGGAAGAUGCUGGACGCUAAGGAGCAGGAGAUGAUGGAGAUGCGUGAUGUGAUGCAGCAACAGCUGGCCGAGUACCAGGAGUUGCUGGACGUCAAGUUGACCUUGGACAUGGAGAUCAGCGCCUACCGCAAGCUCCUAGAGGGCGAGGAGGAGAGGCUGAAGCUGUCUCCCAGCCCAUCCUCACGGGUCACCAUCUCACGGGCCACCUCGAGCAGCAGCAGCAGCAUGUCCACAGCUGGGCGUUCGAGCCGAAGCAAGCGCCGGCGUCUGGAGGCGGAGGAGCCCCCAGGCAGCGGCUCAAGUGGCAUUGGCUCGGGCAGCAUUGGCUCAGGCAGCAGCAGCAGCUUCCGCCUGGCCCAGCAGGCCUCGGCCACCGGCAGCGUCAGCAUCGAGGAGAUUGACCUGGAGGGCAGGUUCGUGCGGCUCAAGAACAACUCGGACAAGGAUCAGUCCCUGGGGAACUGGAGGAUCAAGAGGCAGGUCCUCGAGGGCGAUGAGAUCGCCUAUAAGUUCACACCCAAGUACGUCCUGCGGGCCGGCCAGACAGUCACGGUGUGGGCAGCUGGUGCAGGGGUGGCCCACAGCCCCCCCGCAACCCUGGUGUGGAAGAGCCAGAGCAGCUGGGGCUCCGGCGAGAGUUUCCGCACUGUGCUGGUCAGCGCCGACGGAGAGGAAGUGGCCACAAGAGCAGUGAAGCAGUCUUCUGUGGUGCGGGAGAACGAGAACGGGGAGGAAGAGGAAGAGGAAGCCGAGUUUGGCGAGGAGGAUCUUUUCCACCAGCAGGGGGACCCACGGACCACCUCGAGGGGCUGCUGCCUGAUGUAACUGAGCACUCGGCAUCUACACACUGUUCUUCACCCAGAGCCACUGAAAACUAUUUUUCUAUCAUUGGCUUUCGUUAGUCUUUGGUCUGUUUCUAGCUGAUUUUUAAGCAAACUGCCAACUCACGCGGGUCAGCGUGGCCUUGACCUCACCUGGGCACACCUUGCCGCUUCAGACUCCCACCCUCCCCAUUCCACUGCCUUCCACCCCCGGGGACCCUGAAGGCCGAGGGGCUGGGCCUGGGUGCUGUGGACGGCCGCCUCUGCCUCAGUGGCGGACCUGGCCUGCGGAGGGACAGAAGCCACCCCUGGGGGCUCGAGGUGGACAGAAUGUGAAACUGUAGGGAUUCUAUAGCUAUAGGAUUCCUUGAACGCUUUUUAAAAACCAAAUUCAGAAUCUGGGUUGUGACCUGGUUGGGGGGGCACUGUCACUGUCACAUCAAGAUUUGGUGGUUCCACUUCAGCCACCCGGAAGCCA